Molecule: messenger RNA, 1026 nt
Organism: Trichoderma reesei QM6a
Lineage: Eukaryota; Fungi; Ascomycota; Sordariomycetes; Hypocreales; Hypocreaceae
Exons: 2
Coding region: 1-1026 (341 amino acids)
Source: RefSeq, a predicted model, not a curated record
AUGCUCGCACAAUCCACCUGGGCUCAUGACCUGUUCAUCGUCAGCCUUGUUGCACUUAUCACGUCUGUAGUGCGCUCAUAUGCUAGGCUGUAUUUUGAGCGUGCCAUACCAGAGUGGUCCAAGCUUGAUGAGUCCGUCAAAAGCCGCUUAGCCGUAGAGGUGGGCGUCGUCCCUUCUCGGAUUGUUCUCUUCUACCUCACUUUACCGCUGGUUCUCGCGGGAUUUUCUCCCAUGGAAUCAUGGACUGCCGAUGAUACGGCAACGUCCCUCACAUCGUGUGCAAUUCUGACCGGAUCCUAUAUCAUUGACCUUACUGUGACAAGGAAUGACAAGGCCUCAACGUUGCACCAUGUCAUGGGUCCAGCUCUACUUUUAUGGAUACGCCUCUGUUUCUCAUCGUUCACAUCCUCGGAUGCGCUUCUCUGCCGGCUGCUUAUCCAGUUUGUCUUCUUUGGAGCAACUAUUUCGGGUGCCACAACGACCGCCCUCGUCUUUCUGUACCAGUUCAGAAAGUCUUGGUUUCGCUCUUCUACCAGCAACGCUUAUUACUGCUUCACAUUGCUUCUCCCGGUGCUGGCCUUCUCAACGAUUGCUAGCACCUUCUACUGCACCAUCUAUCUCCUUGUGUGGUUCGACGAAGUCUUUGCUUAUUUUGGCCAUUGGGGCUAUCUCCCACUAGGAUGGGUGUUGAUUGAGUGUGGUAUGCAGUGGAAGUGGCUAAUGUGGUUCUACAAAUUUGAUGAGUGGUACCGCACGACGACGUAUGACAAUCCUGAGGAGUCGGACGAACUCAAGAAAAAAAUGGCCGGGGUUGCUACCGCGGCAUGGUGGCUGCCAAAAUGGCGGUUCGCAGCUAUCAGAUGUUUGGCCGCAGCAUGGUUCGCUACGGUUCUCGGAGUCACUUGGAAGACUGGUGAUGUGCAGUUCUUGGCCAGGCAAUUUGCCAGCUUUGUCUCGAAUGCUUGGCAAGAGGCAUUUGGACUCGGCUGGAACAGAUUCAAGAUCCAAGAGCAUGUUGAGCUGUAA